AUGACAAAGACGCAAGUCAAGGCAAAACCCAAGAUCGCGUUUGUUGGUCUCGGCGCGAUGGGUAGAGGAAUGGCUAUACAAUUGCUGAAAGAUGGCUUUCCCGUUUGUGGGUUCGACGUCAAUCCCAUGUCGCUCGAGACAUUACUAGCCAUGGGCGGCACUGCUGCCUCAAGUCCGCGAGAGUGUGUUCAGGAUGCCGAUGUCUUUAUCUGCAUGGUAGUCAAUUCCGUGCAGACAGAGGAGGUGUUUUUCACCGAAGCAGUUGGUGCUGUGUUUGGUCUGAAGAAGAAUGCAAUUAUUAUCUUAUGCUCCACCGUUGCCCCCAGCUUCCCCCUAAGGCUUCUGGACCAGAUCCACCAGCAGUUCUCAAGGCCAGAUAUCAGACUUGUUGACUGUCCUGUAUCUGGUGGGGUGCUCCGUGCAGCUCAGGGCACGCUGACAAUCAUGUCAUCCGGACCGCAAGAUGCCCUAAAACUCGCUCACCCAACUCUAAAGCCGCUUAGCCAAGCGCUAUACACGAUCGACGGGGGACUCGGCAGCGCCAACAAAGUCAAACUUAUCAAUCAGCAUCUCGCGGGAGUUCAUAUUGCUAUCGCAGCUGAGGCAAUGGGACUAGCCGCGACCGUAGGGCUGAAUACAAAACAAUUUUAUGAGACGGUGCUAAAAGGUCCUGCGCAUAGCUGGAUGUUUGAGAACCGAGUGCCACGCAUGCUUUGCGAUGACUGGUCGCCCCACUCUGCUCUCAGCAUCUUCGUCAAAGAUAUGCGAAUCGUCACUUCGGAAGGUCUCAAUGAGAACUUCCCGUUGUACAUCGCCUCUGCCGUUGAGUCUCUCUAUCAAUUUGCUGCUCGGACUGGUUACUACAAGGAAGAUGAUUCUGGCCUCGUGCGAAUCUUCACUUCUCAGGGUUUAUCCCUAGUCUCUACGGCGACACAUCAAAAGGGCUACACUUCUGACCAUGAACGAAAGACGAAACUGAUCUGCCAGAUGCUGGAGAUUGUUCACGGCAUUACAGCAGUUGAAGCUCUUGCCCUCGGGAGCAAACUUGGCCUUUCACUCAAUGCUCUAAACUCGAUAAUUUCGAAUGCAGCAGGCGCAAGCAAAAGCUUCAAAGUAGUCGCUGCGACAAUGAUGGGACAACAAAGUACUUCAACGCAUACUCUAAUACAGUCGAGGGACAUCCUAGUCAGUAUAAUCUGCCUUGCUCCGGUGUGGCAUUUAUUAAUUCGAAGUUUAGAAGCGAACCAUAAUUCUCGCCCAGGACUACGGCUACCCUCUCCCAAUUACAGCUACAUCGCUGCAGCUAUUGCAGCAAGGUGUGGCUCGUGGCCUAGGUGA
Aspergillus uvarum CBS 121591 is the source of this 1338-nucleotide messenger RNA. Its product is annotated as putative 3-hydroxyisobutyrate dehydrogenase. The transcript is spliced from 2 exons. Lineage: Eukaryota; Fungi; Ascomycota; Eurotiomycetes; Eurotiales; Aspergillaceae. Gene Ontology annotation, molecular function: NADP binding; NAD binding; oxidoreductase activity. Bases 1 to 1338 code for a protein of 445 amino acids. The record is from RefSeq and is a predicted model, not a curated record.